Messenger RNA from Schizophyllum commune H4-8, 232 nucleotides. RefSeq lists its product as uncharacterized. Lineage: Eukaryota; Fungi; Basidiomycota; Agaricomycetes; Agaricales; Schizophyllaceae. The transcript has a single exon. The coding region runs from base 18 to 212 and encodes 64 amino acids. The record is from RefSeq and is a predicted model, not a curated record.
UGACAUUCUGACAUGCAAUGCCACGCUUGCUGGCUAUGUGGGGGGAGCGAUGGGGCACCGACGUGCUCAGGGGGUGCUUGACACAGCGCAUGAGGGCGGGUGGAGGGAAAAAUGAAACGGAGGAGGGGUAUACACGACGAGGCGUGAUAUUGAGGCGUGUUAGUUGUUCAAGGGCUCCCCCGAUUCAGGACGUGCAAAUAUCUGCACAAUGAGAUAUGUAAGUACAGUCUGC